AUGUUCUGCUUCAACGGAGGCUUUGGCUGGGCAGAGCCAAACCUGCGAGGUGAGUCAAGUGCGCAGCGUGAUUUGCAGAAGUGUGGAGCAUGGCAGGAGCGCAGACAAGUGCACUUGGCGAUGGCAGGUAAGCUUGCACGACAGGCGAAGGAACAGCACAGCAAAUGUGAUCGUGGAUUUGUGCACGUUGUUGCUGGCGAGUGGAACCACGCAUUGAAAGCCCCAGACAGCAUCACCCAGCGGAACGUGACAAGGAUCAUCAAACAUCCAAGGUACUCGAGCGAGGCACCGUCCGACUAUGACUUUGCUCUGUUGGAGCUGGACAAAGCGAUGCCGAUCAACGAAUGCAUCGGCUUGGCGUGCUUGCCGUCCGAAGAGGACACACCUGGCCAGGGGUGCAGCAUAACUGGCUGGGGGGCAGCAGCAACAGGACCACGACCAAGCGUUUUGCAGGAGGCCUCAGUGACCACACUCACAAAUGAGCUGUGUACCCAGAAAUAUGCAGAACAAAACUCCAGCAUCACAGCUUCCAUGCUUUGUGCUUCUGGUCUCUCGGAGUCCGGCAUCACCGAUGCUUGUCACGGAGACAGUGGCGGGCCAAUGGUCUGCUCGGAGAAAGGUUUCUUCGUCGUUCGUGGCGUCACGUCUUGGGGCUUGGGCUGUGCCUCGCGCUAUCCCGGCGUCUAUGCUCGUGUCUACCGAGCCUUGGAUUGGAUCUACAACACCAUGGCUUCCAGUGAAGAGUUGCCAAAGAUCGACUUUCAUGGGCAGAUGUGGAGCGUCACCAAAGGUGCUUGUCAAAUUGACGAGAAGGGCUGCAUUGCAAGCCCUGGCUUUCCCUCAAACUACUCGGUGGACAGCUACUGUGCCAUCUCGGUGAAUUCAUCUUCAGCAGUGCCAAUACAUGUGGAAGAGUUUCGCACCGAACCUGGCUUUGAUCAGAUGCUGAUGAAUUGCGACUCCUUCUCUGGAAAUCGAAGUCCUGAGGGAAUCGCCGGUGUCCUUUCCGUCUUCUCCAGUUGGGGUGUUUUGGCCGCCCCGAUGUUUUUCACUCUGAGCGGUUUCUGUCAAUCCUACGCCAAGACGGUGGGCAGCAAGGAGCUAUAUUGGCACCGUGUUCUGCAACGUUCUGCACGGACUGUGAAGGCAGGGAUCUACCUCUUGUGGCAGUACAAGGUGUGCUGGACACCAGAGACCUCUGACCUCGUGCAUGGCCGAGUUGCAAAACGGCUGGUUGACUGUCUCCGGCGCAAUGAGGGUUUGUACGUCAAGUUUGGGCAGGCCAUGUCCACCAUGGACAUCGUGCUACCGCAGGAAUACAAGAACGAGCUGCGGACUUUGCAUGACCAAGCUGCUACCUUUGACUUUCCGGAGGUCCGAAAUGUCGUGGAGGGUGAGCUGGGCAAGAAAAUAGAGGACGUCUUUAGCGACUUCGAAGAGAAGCCCAUCGCCUCAGCCAGUAUCGCCCAAGUGCAUCGGGCAACGCUGCGGCCGGAAUUUGCAGCUGAUGGCCAAGGUUUACCCGUGGCUGUGAAGGUGCAGAAGCCAAACAUCAAAGCGCAGAAUGGCUGGGACUUGUUUCUGUACAAGAUCGUGCUUCUAGUGGUGGAACGUGCAUUUGACCUUCCAAUGGUGUGGACCUAUGACUACACCAGGCAACAGCUGUCUGACGAGUUGGACUUUCGCGUUGAAGCAGUUCAUGCCAAACGCGCACAAGAAGAGCUGGAUGCGUGUCGGCAUUUGAAGGGAAAGGUUGUAGUGCCCAAAGUGCAAGAGAAGGUCUCCGGACAGCGUGUUUUAGUCAUGGAGUGGAUCGAUGCUUUGGGCCCAGCAAGCGAUGCUGCGGCACUGCAAAAAGCGAACUUAAAGCCUUCAGACAUCAUGCGCACUGCCAUGGAGGCUUUUGGGCAUCAGAUCUUCAGUACUGGCCAUGUCCACUGCGAUCCCCAUCCUGGCAAUUUGUUGGUGCGCUUGAGCCCCCCAGGCUCAGCACAAAGGUGGCAGUUGGUGCUGCUGGAUCACGGCCUCUACUGUGAGCUGAACCCCAAACUGCGCCGUGAGUAUGCCGAUUUCUGGGUGUCCGCUGCCCUUGGAGACACCGAAAAGACUGUGAAGAUUUGCAGUCAGUGGGGUAUCGUUGACCAGGACGCUGCUGAGCUCUUUGCUUCUCUGACCCAGUUUCGCCGUGUCCGCCUGGGCGGCGUUGGUCGGUUGGCCAAUUUAGCACAACUCUACAGCGGGAACAGCUCGGCCAUACCGGACGAGGUGAAAACCAAGAGGGCAAAGAUGACCCCCAAGCAACUGGCUGAGGCACAAACACAGCUGAAGGCUCGAGCCAAGAAGAUCUUGGGUGACACCAGCGCAUUUCCGCGAGAGUUGCUCUUUGUCGGCCGCAGUUUGAAUAUGAUCCGCUCCGCAAACUUUGCCUUGGGCACUGCCGUCAAUCGCGUGGCCAUCUUGGCAGAGUGUGCAGCUGCAGGAUCCACUCUUAACAAUGACGCUCUCUCAAAGCGCUUCGAAAUCAUGAAGUUCCAUUUGCGCGUUCAAAGUUUGUUAGGCCUUUACUGCCUGGUUCAAUGGUAUCAGUAUGUGGAGGCCAAUGCUGCUACUGCACUGGCAGCUUCAGCUGGGCUGGCGCUGGGCGUUGCACCGCUGGUCAUGGGAGUGGUGCCAUUUUCCUGGAGGAAGGAUGGCUUGAAUUGUGACUUUCCACUGGCCUGGGAGUUACCAGUGGAGCAGGUGGACAAAUUGCCACCGUUGCCCCCGGACUAUGGACCACAUGCAGGCACACGUUUUCAAGUCACUGCACCCUCCCAUUGGGCUGAAUGUGCUUCGAGACCUAGCCUGUUCGCGCAGCUGGAAGAGGAUUUCAUCACUGCUUUCGUUGUUCGCAUCAUGGCCUGGUACCCUUACUAUGCCAUCAGCCUGAUUUUCCUGGCCACCUACUUCUUUUCCUACAGUGCGUGGGACUGGAGCAGCUUCACGGCGCAGUUCUUCUUGAUCAGUGGUGCCUUUGAAUCGCGCAAGGUAACCUUUCCAUACCUGCCAUGCAGCUGGUGGUUCAGCCUUCUUGCUGUCUACACACUGGGUUGGUAUCCGAUGCACACAGUGCUGAAGGGAAGCGUCAACUCCGUGAUUUGGACCAUGUUCACAGUUGUUGUCAUACCUUCUGUUCUGCUGGAGUACCUGUUCAUGUCUGAAGAACCCCUCUUUCAGAUGAUCCAGUACUCUCCCUCCUACUUCUUUGGACAAGCCUUGGCAGUUUGGCAGGUGGUAACACCUGGAGCCCGCAUCGGCCAACCUCAGUUUGCAGAGCCCUGGCUCAAUGUGGCAACGGAUGGACAGAACGUGACAGACUACUGGGAGCACAUGCCAGAGCUUGGAGUUUGUGUUCAUCAUCACCUGCAACCUCGCAAGAAGUUCCAGGACAAGCCGAAGGAGCAACAGAAGAUGAAAGCCUGCGCAGGGGAACCUGCACCUUCAACAGUGUCGGGAUCUCAGCAACGCGCAGGGGACUUGCAAAGCACCGCGCCUCAGUGGCCAGAUGCGGAACCUGAGUUGGCUUUCGUUGCAGGAGGUCUACCAGCCCAGGGCAAAGAAAAAGGCGAAAGCGAAAGCAGGCACAACGGUACGAUGCACGUGGGCACCGUCUACGGCAACUUGACUGCCUUUGUUCAAACUCCGCACCACAGGCCAAAACGGCGUCAGUCCAAGCUGGACAAGGUGGAGCCUGAUGGAUUACCAGUGGAGCAAGCGGCGGCGUCCGAUGAAGAGGCCACGAGUUCCAUUUGCACCAGCACCGCGGCCACGUGUCGGGCCAACAGCACCAUCAGCGAUGCUUGCGAUGGCAAGGCAGUUGACUAUGUUGAGUAUGUUGAGUUGAAUAGGCCUGACAAGAGUUGGAACAAGCGCCCGCCAGAGAAGCUGGAACCUUUGAAGGAGCCGCUCCGCCAGCUCGUCUGCACUGAGCCAGGGCAGUGGCAGUGUUCGUGGUCUGCUGCGAUCUGCCAGUGGGCCAUUGAGCCCUUUUCGGCGCGACAUUCCUGUGCCAAAAGCCUUGCACCCAAGCAGCUUUCAAAGACGAACACGACCUAUGGACGCCUCAAGUGCUUUGAGGCAGCUGCAGGUGCCGACCUCAGCCACAUGUUGAGGAGGUCGUCUUUGGGCAGCAAAUGGCAGCUGUUCAAAGAGCCCGCUCCUAGAACCGUGGAUGAGGUGUUCGGAAGCCAACCUGUCCGUCGACGUCCAUCAGAUAGCAUCAGGGUCAAGCUGGCGCGGGAGGACUUUUGGACCUUGGGAGCAAAAUCUGCUAUGCGGAAAGGCUACUCUCGACACUUGCGAGAAGGAGGGGUGUGUGCUGUGGCAGCUGCAUCGAGCUGCGAGCUGCUAGCAGAAAUUUGCCCAAUGGGUGUUGAAGGAGUGAGCUUCGAUAGUUUAGGGCGCGUUGAGGACCUUUCAGGGAUCAAGAUUCAAUGGUCCUGGGUGAACGGACUCCUAAGAUGCCAGGUCUUGCAUGUGGCGGAUGGCGAGCAAGGUCCAACAGGCACAAGCUCCGAGCCAAACGCCUUGAUGAAGUCAACCAUGUCCCGGAGAGGCAUGACAACAGGUGAAGUCAGUGGAGUGAGUAGCCGUGGAGGGCGGAGUUAUACCUUGAAAGAGAUGGCCACCUCGGAGUCCAUUCUACGAGCCCGUUUGGUGGAUGCCUUCAACCGUCUGGCAGAUGCGAAGGAGCUGCACCGAGAUGUUUUGCCUCAAGCAUUAGGCCUCGUGGGCUGGGCUAUGACCAAGGAAAUUCGGCGUCUCGUAGAUGAGGCUUACAACAGCCUUUUCCAGUACAACACGAUGAAUCAAAACGAGUUUAUGACAUUUUUUGCAAAAUUCCGGCAGCUCGAGAAGCAGCGAGCCAAAAACGCCUUUACUGCCUUCGAUGCCGACCGCAGCGGCAGCAUCGAUUUCGAGGAGCUCGGCGCACUUUUCGAAUCUCAGGGCAUUUUUCCAUUGCAGCAUGUCAUCUAUGAGCUUGCCAUGGAGGCUUGUGAUGGCAGCUUGGUGGAUGGCUUGGAUUUUAACGCCUUUCAGCGCGUCCUGGAGAUCCUCAGAGAAAGGGAAGGCUUCACUCGCGAGGAGCGCGCAUUUUUUGAAGAUGUCUUCGACAAAUGCGACGGUGAUGGCAGUGGCUCUCUUGACACCUUGGAGAUUGGCCGGGUGUUGGUGAGCCUUGGCUACUCGCGGGAGAUGAAGUUUGAGGAAAUCUUGGCAGAGGUCGAUAUUCAACAGAAAAAUCAGCUGACCAAGCAGGAUUUCUUAGUUUUCAUGAGGAAAAUUCGGGAGAGGGACACUGAGCAUAUCAGGAACUACUUCAGGGAGUGCGAUACUGACGAUGAACCUGGACUUGAUGCCCGCGAGAUCGCCACAUUGAUUCAAUCCUUGGGAUAUUUACCAGACAUGAGCUGUAUUCUGGAGACUCUGCACCAGUUGGACAUUGACAAUCCGGAGAAGGAUCUGGACUUCGAGGAGGUCUGGCGGUUCCUUGAGAUUUAUCGACGCCAGUCAGGUCUCACUUUGGCAGGCGUGGCAGAGGCGAAGGCGACCUUCCAGAAGUUCUCUGACGAUGUCGCUGUCGGUGUGGACAUGAUGUUUCAGAUGGUGCACAACAUGGGCUUUGAUCUUCACUACCACGAGGUGCGAAAACUGAUGUAUUUGGUGGAGGGCAACGCCUCCGGCGUGAUGAAUGAGCAGGAAUUUGUCCGUGCAGUUGGGCACUUGAAAGACAUGGAGCUCCGGCAGAUGUGGAAGGUGGUGCAUGAAGAACCUCAGAGCAAUGCAGCGCGAGAACUGAAGAAUUUGUUUGAAAGCGAGAUGUGUGGCACUGACAUGCCGAAGGUGACCCUCAUGGACUUCAUACCAUGGGCCACGCGUGUCCGAGAAUCGCAGCGAGAGCAAGUGCGAAGCCAACAUGGAUUCGGCAAGGAGGAAGUUGAGUCUUUCCGGCAGGACUUCCAAGAACAUUCGAAAGGAAACACGAUACGCCCGUUGGAUUUGAGGCGUCUUCUCACGGAGAAGUUCCCCAUGAUGGCGGACAAACGUGCUAUGAAGGACCACCGAUCCAAGCUGAGUGAGAUUCUCGCCGACAAAGGGCCUGUGAAGCUGCUGGAGUUUUUGGCUUUGGCAAGGAUUUGUCAUGACAUUAUUGAGUUUGACAAGUUGAAACGAGAACGCGAUGCAAUCCAGAUCACCGGCUUCACCUCUGCAGAAGUUGAUGAAUUCCGCGGCCUCUUCAUGGAUCAUUCCACUGACUCCGGCCUGCCCGGUAGCUAUCGAAACCGCAUCACCUUCAAGGAGCUCAAAACGUUGUUGCACAAUGUGAUCCCUCUUGGUGAUGGCAAUAUUCAGGUUUUGAAAAGGCACCUGCGUCUGGUGCACAAGCACGCUGGAGACGAUUCUGUGAACUUUGUGGAGUUUCUUCACCUGAUGCGACACUUGCUGGAUGUGAACUUUGCCGGAAUUGCGGAGCUAAGCAAGACCAGGACUGCCGAUGAUGGAAAUGAUUUGUCUUGAGGAACCCCUGAACCCAUGCCCGCCAUGAGCCAGCUUGAGCCAAUGUAAAACAUCUUCAUUUUAUCUUUGGAAAGAGUGGUCAAUGAGGCACUCAGUCUCCAGGAAAUGUGUUAGUGAACCUGCUGGGUGCAUGCUACCAUCAGGAAUUGCGAGC
Molecule: messenger RNA, 6712 nt
Organism: Cladocopium goreaui
Lineage: Eukaryota; Dinophyceae; Suessiales; Symbiodiniaceae
Source: the annotation of a GenBank genome assembly